AUGGAUUGGUGCGGUUGCGAGUUCAUUUGUCGGCUCGACACAUGCCCCAAUGCUGUAACUAGCAUUUUCGGCGCCCGAAACAAUUGUCUGAACGGCAAAUACUGCGGCAAUCGUCUGCGGACUCUGGACGGGCUGCGAUUGGCCAGCGGGGAUGUUGGAUAUUCUGUUUUUACGACCGAGAAAAUCUUUGAGGGUGCUAUAGUGGCAGAGUAUGCUUAG
Phytophthora sojae is the source of this 219-nucleotide messenger RNA. RefSeq lists its product as hypothetical. Bases 1 to 219 code for a protein of 72 amino acids. NCBI's taxonomy places the organism in Eukaryota, Oomycota, Peronosporomycetes, Peronosporales, Peronosporaceae. The record is from RefSeq and is a predicted model, not a curated record. The transcript has a single exon.